AUGCCCACCCGCGAUGCCCAUCUGCAGCUCCAGAAGUGGGCCCAAGAGUACGGGCCCGUCUACAGCCUGAUUCUAGGGACCAAACCCCUGAUCGUCCUGUCAAGCGAUCAGGCUGUCAAAGCCCUGUUGGAUAAGCGGAGUGCGUUGUACUCGCACCGACAGGAGAUGUACAUCGGCCAAACGCUAUGCAGCGGAGGCCUUCGCAUGCUUAUGAUGUGCGCUGGUAGCGCUGACCCACGCAGGGAUACACCCCAGUCUGGCGAGGAAUUCCAGUUUCGAAAAAUGGUCCAUGGUCUCCUCAAUGUGACCGCUGCCAAAUCCUAUGUUCCCUACCAGAUGCUCGAGAACAAACAGAUGAUGUACGAGUUUCUCACGCAGCCCGAGCGGUUCCUCUACAGCAUUCGUCGCUACUCCAAUGCUCUGACCACCACGAUGGUCUUUGGGUGGCGCACGCCGACCUACGAGGACGCGAAAAUGAAACAGCUUUUUGACGGCUUCUCGGAGUUCGCCGAGAUCAACCAGACGGGAACAGCAGCCCUCAUUGAUUUCUUCCCGUGGCUAAGAAUGCUGCCGGACUUUCUGCUCCCGACGCAGAAGCGGGCCAAGGAACUUCACGAGCGCGAAAAGGCUCUGUACCUGGGCCACUAUCUGCGAGCCAAACAGGAUAUCCGUGACGGACAGAUUAAGCCUUGCUUUUGCGUCGGUCUGGCCGAGGCCCAAAAGUCGGACGGAUUCAGUGACGACCAGGCUGCGUACAUCUCCGGGACGUUGUUGGAGGCCGGGUCCGACACCACGUCGAAUACUCUGUAUGCGUUCGUGCAGGCGAUGCUACUUUUCCCUGACGUGCAACGCAAGCUUCAAGAGGAGAUUGACCGCGUUGUGGGACCCCGCAUGCCGACCAUGGACGAUGAGCAGGACCUGCAGUACGUUCGCGCCUGCAUGAAAGAGACCCUGCGCUGGAUGCCGACCACCAUUCUCGGCGCGGUACCGCAUGCCGUGACACAGGAUGAUGAGUACAUGGGUUAUCUUAUCCCCAAGGGUGCUGGUGUCGUGAACAACGUGUGGGCCAUCCACAUGGACGAGAAGCGCCACCCCAACCCGCGGGUGUUCAACCCAGAUCGGUACAAGGACGAUCGCCAAUCCUUGGCUGAAGCAGCCGCCAACCCUGAUGCCACCAAGCGCGAUCAGUUCACGUUUGGUGCUGGCCGCCGGAUUUGCCCUGGAAUCCACAUUGCCGAGCGCAGCCUGUUCUUGGGAAUCUCGCGCAUGAUGUGGGCUUUCAACGUGGAGCCUGCGGUGGAUGAAAAGGGGCAGCCUAUCUUGCCUGACCCAGACCGGUUGACGCAGGGGUUUGUCUGUAUGCCAGAGGAGUUCCCUGCUCGUAUCACGCCACGGUCGCAGGCCAAGGCGGACAUGGUCAUCAAGGAAUGGAAGGAGGCAGAGCAGCAAUGCUUGGAUCCAGAAACUAAGCAGUGGUUGCUCUCUCCAGUGCAAUGA
This is a messenger RNA of Aspergillus fumigatus Af293, 1497 nucleotides long. RefSeq names its product putative cytochrome P450. Bases 1 to 1497 code for a protein of 498 amino acids. Gene Ontology annotation, molecular function: heme binding; iron ion binding; oxidoreductase activity, acting on paired donors, with incorporation or reduction of molecular oxygen. The record is from RefSeq and is a predicted model, not a curated record. NCBI's taxonomy places the organism in Eukaryota, Fungi, Ascomycota, Eurotiomycetes, Eurotiales, Aspergillaceae. The transcript has 3 exons.